Molossus molossus (Pallas's mastiff bat) is the source of this 4645-nucleotide messenger RNA. RefSeq names its product semaphorin 3G (gene SEMA3G). The coding region runs from base 69 to 2384 and encodes 771 amino acids. Gene Ontology annotation, molecular function: chemorepellent activity; semaphorin receptor binding. The transcript has 16 exons. Lineage: Eukaryota; Metazoa; Chordata; Mammalia; Chiroptera; Molossidae. The record is from RefSeq and is a predicted model, not a curated record. Gene Ontology annotation, biological process: positive regulation of cell migration; negative regulation of axon extension involved in axon guidance; axon guidance.
CAAACUACAACCAGCGGUGGGACCAGAGGGUAGCUCCACGGGCAGCGUGGUGCCCUUGGUCCCCCAGCAUGGCCCCCUCAGCCUGGACCAUCUUCUGCCUCUUGGGGCGUCUCCUGCUCUGCGGGGGCAGUCCCGGUCACGGCCCCAGCCUGCCCCGCCUUCGGCUCUCCUACCGAGAACUCCUGUCUGCCAAUCGCUCUGCCAUCUUUCUGGGUCCCCGGGGCUCCCUGGACCUUCGGGCGAUGUACUUGGAUGAGUACAGAGACCGCCUCUUUCUGGGGGGUCGUGAUGCCAUCUACUCUCUGCAACUGGACCAGUCAUGGACGGACCCCCGGGAGGUCCUGUGGCCGCCGCAGCCAGGGCAGAGGGAGGAGUGUAUUCGAAAGGGACGAGAUCCUUUGAUGGAGUGUGCCAACUUCGUGCGGGUGCUGCAACCCCACAACCGAACCCACCUGCUGGCAUGUGGCACUGGGGCCUUCCAUCCCACCUGCGCCCUCAUCGCGGUUGGGCACCGUGGGGAGCAUGUGCUUCACCUGGAGCCUCACAGUGUUGAAGGUGGGCGGGGGCGGUGCCCGCAUGAGCCCAGCCGUCCUUUCGCCAGCACCUUUGUAGAUGGGGAGCUGUACACGGGCCUCACUGCUGACUUCCUGGGGCGUGAGGCCAUGAUCUUCCGGAGUGGGGGUCCCCGGCCAGCCUUGCGUUCUGACUCUGACCAGAACCUGCUGCAUGACCCCCAGUUUGUGAUGGCUGCUCGGAUCGCUGACAACUCUGACCAGAACGAUGACAAGGUGUACUUCUUCUUCUCGGAGACUGUCCCUUCGCCAGAUGGCAGCCCAGGCCAUGUCACCGUCAGCCGUGUGGGCCGCGUCUGCGUGAAUGACGCUGGCGGCCAGCGGGUGCUGGUGAACAAGUGGAGCACCUUUCUCAAGGCCAGGCUGGUCUGCUCGGUGCCCGGUCCUGGUGGUGCUGAGACCCACUUCGACCAGUUGGAGGAUGUGUUCCUGCUGUGGCCCAAGGCAAGGAAGAGCCUCGAGGUGUAUGCGCUUUUCAGCACGGUCAGUGCUGUGUUCCAGGGCUUCGCAGUCUGCUUGUAUCAUAUGGCGGACAUCUGGGAGGUCUUCAAGGGGCCCUUUGCCCACCAAGAUGGUCCCCAGCACCAGUGGGGGCCCUAUGGGGGCAAGGUGCCCUUCCCCCGCCCCGGCAUGUGCCCCAGCAAGAUGACUGCGCAGCCCGGACGACCCUUUGGCAGCACCAAGGACUACCCGGAUGAGGUGCUGCAGUUUGCCCGAGCCCACCCACUCAUGUUCCGGUCGGUGCGGCCUCGGCGGGGCCGCCCAGUCCUCGUCAAAACCCACCUGGGCCAGCAGCUGCGCCAGAUUGCGGUGGACCGCGUGGAGGCAGAGGACGGGACCUAUGACGUCAUCUACCUGGGAACUGACUCAGGGUCAGUGCUCAAGGUCAUGGCCCUCCAGUCUGGGGACUCAGCUGAGCCUGAGGAGGUGGUUCUGGAGGAGCUCCAGGUGUUUAAGGUGCCAACAGCCAUCACUGAGAUGGAGAUCUCUGUCAAAAGGCAAAUGCUGUACGUGGGCUCCAGGCUGGGCGUGGCCCGGCUGCAGCUGCACCAGUGCGAGACUUACGGCAGCGCCUGUGCAGAGUGCUGCCUGGCGCGGGACCCGUACUGUGCCUGGGACGGUGCUUCCUGCACUCGCUACCGGCCCGGCACCAGCAAGCGCCGGUUCCGCCGGCAGGACAUCCGGCAUGGCAACCCUGCUCUGCAGUGCCUGGGCCAGAGCCAGGAAGAGGAAGCUGCAGGACUCGCGGGGACCACUGUGGUCUAUGGCACGGAGCACAACAGCACCUUCCUGGAGUGCCUGCCCAAGUCUCCCCAGGCGGCUGUGCGCUGGUUCUUGCAGAGGCCCGGGGACCAGGGGCCUGACCAGCAGGUGAAGACAGAUGAGAGAGUCCUGCAGACAGAGCAGGGGCUGCUGUUCCGAAGGCUCAGCCGUCAUGACGAGGGCACCUACACCUGCACCACGCUGGAGCACGGCUUCUCCCAGACGGUGGCCCGCCUGACUCUGGAGGUGAUUGUGGCUGCACAGCUCAGCAGCCUGUUCCAGAGGGAGCAGAGGCCGGAGGAGCCCCCUGUCCGGGCAGGCCUGGCCUCCAGCCCACCCAAGGCCUGGUACAAGGACAUCCUGCAGCUCAUCGGUUUCGCCAACUUGCCCCGGGUGGAUGAGUACUGUGAGCGCGUGUGGUGCUCCUCCCGGAGCCGGGGCAAACAGGCCAAGGGCAAGAGCUGGACAGGGCAGGAGCUGGGCAAGAAGGUGAAGAGCCGGGUGCAGGCCGAGCGAAAUCGGACACCCCGGGAGGUGGAGGCCACAUAGAAGGCAGAGGAGGGGGUGGUUGGGAUGGGCCGAGUGGCCCAGUAUCAGCCCCCAGUGUCGCCCACCCACCCAGCUAGGGCAGGGGGGCCAGCAGGCUUGAUCACCUUUUAGAGAUGGGAGUCUCUGCCCCCCAAACCCCUACCAGGCCACUACAGGAAAGGCUGGGGGCCUGAUGGAGGACCCUGUGCCUGUUCCCUGCAUCUUUCUGCUCUUAGUUCCACAUGGAACCAGCACCCUCUGGCCACUGGCCACCCCAGUCGGCCUGCUGUUUGUUCUGAGUUGGCCCCCAGAGCGCAUUUCCCGUGGUGCCCGGAGGCAAGAGGGCUGGGUGGUUCUUCCCCAGCUGCAGAACAAAGGGCAUUCUGAGCCACCCUUCGAGUGGGUGUGUGGGCGCCUCUGAGGAGGUAGUGGCAGGGCCCUUAGGCAGCCAGAGGAGGUGGAGCUGGCACCAGAUAAGAAGACCUACACUGACUGAACUGGGGAGGAAAGAAGGAGGUGCUGAGAAGGUAGACCCCCCCCCCAGCUUUGUGCCCUGAUACCUUGGCGAUGAUCCCCUGCCACUGCCCACCGCCGGUUCUCCCUCUCAGAGUCACAGAAGCACGGACUGCUAGAGCUCCCUGCAGCCUGGGGGUGGGCCCUGCCUAGGCCCUACUUUGUCAACCAAGGGCACCUCACAGCCUGGCUUCCCUUCCCCAGGCUCUCGAGCUGCCAGGCCAGGUUUCCUGGGGUGCCCACCUCUCCUGACAGAAUCCUCCUCCCCACCAUCAGGGUCUCCAUGCUGAUGGGCAGGGUGAGGAUGGGUGCUAGAGAUGGGAAGAGAGGAGCUGAGGGGAGUGGGUCUUUCCCCGGCAGUGCAAGCACGCCCACGGCCUGGGAGGGUGGGACUGCGGCAGCUGGUGGCAGGACCAGGGGUAGGGCUGCACCCAGGGACGCAGAGGAUUGAGAGGCUUUUGAGAUGGGAGGGGGUGGGAGACCCCAGGAUGGGUUAUGGGACCCAGGAGCAGGCAGGCUCAAGGACUCAAGAUGGCAUCAAUUAGCUCUGGAGCCACUGGGGAUGCCAGAUACUUCCCACCCUGGAAUCUUUGCUUUCUGCUAAAUAAGGGUUGGUUGUGGAUAGUUCUUUUAUGAAGCCUUUUUUCUCUUAAGGGAAAAAACAUAGGGGAAAAGCUGCUAAGAACCCUAGGUCCUGCUGGUUUUUGGCGCUGAGCUCAGGUGUCCAGGACGCAUUCUGUCUGCACAUGUAGGGAGGUGUUUUGUCUUCAGCAGUAAUGUCUUUCUUGAGCUGGGGACACAGCAGGGGAGGAGGAGGAGGACUAAAUGAACAGUUGUUUCCAGCCUGAAUAUGAGCAAGUUAGUGAUGCACAGAACUGGCAGGAGGGGGACAAGAGCAUCAGGUUCAAGAUUCCCUUCAUUACAACACCAAGAUGAAUAAAGGAGAAAACAAAAACAAAACAGGGCUGCCUGCCCCACUGAACUCGAACCCAACUGGUGUCUGCCUUGGACUCUACCUGUGCUGCCCCAGCCCCAAACUGGGCCCUGAAAUAGGCCCUCCCUCCCCUCUUUGACUGCACAGUCAGUGAACCAGAAGCAUCAAGAUGAACCUGACAACACUGUGGAGGCCUUGGUCUGGGUUGUGAUGGCUGGGCUGUCAGCAGGGAAAAGCAGAGGAGAGGAGGACUGUGUGGAGGGGAGCUGGAGAAGAGAGGAGAGGGGGUGUUAGAGAGGGAGGAGAGAGCGCAGAGCCCCAGGAAUGGGGUCAAAGGUGCAGCCAGUUCUGCCUCUCUGCCCAGGGAAGCCAGGAAGAAACAACCAGACUCUCAGUGGCCUGUAGGCUGGACCCAGGUGUGGCUGUCUUCAGGUAGGGUCCUCUGGGGAAGCUACUCUGGAAAAUGGAGGGAGGAGGAGCUCAAAAUCCUGAACAACAAACAUCUGCACUUGGAAAAGUAUGGACAGCUUCUAUCAACUCCCAACCCCCACGGUACUGUUAUUAACUCCUGGAAAUGCCACUAUGUGUGAAUUCUAUUUUUGUAAUCAUAUGUUGAGAUGGGCUUUGUGGUUUCUCUGUGUUCAGAACAUACUUCCUCUAAUUACUAUUGUUAUUUUGUCGUGACCACCCCUGGUGAGGAUAGUACAGUGGUCUGCCACACAGAACCUAUAAGGAAAGGAAUGAAGUUAAUAUUCACAUCACAUAAUUAUAUUGUUAUUGUAUCUGUGUAUUUCUGCACUAAAUUGACUGAUACCAGCUGUGUGAGCUGGAAAUG